This is a messenger RNA of Prunus mume (Japanese apricot), 1079 nucleotides long. The record is from RefSeq and is a predicted model, not a curated record. NCBI's taxonomy places the organism in Eukaryota, Viridiplantae, Streptophyta, Magnoliopsida, Rosales, Rosaceae.
AUCCCAUCUCUUUGUUUAACCUUUUUCUACUUUGACUGCUCUUCCAAAUGCAGACUUCCAGUUGGUCUUGUUUUUUCAAUCAAUUUUCUACUACCUCUUCCUAGUUCAUCCAGAAGCUUCACAAUUUUAAAACCAUCAACAACAACGCCACAACGCCACAACGCCACGUCGCCACCACCCCCCUCCAUUUCUAGAAGGAAGGCCCACUUUCUCACUCCAUCCAUGAUCCAUCCAUAUAUAUAUAACCUCUGUCCCAAUUAUCAAACACCAACAGCAGCAAGCAACGAGCAUCAAUUUCAUCCCAACUCAAAUCAUCAAAAUGGAAAACUUCUCUGAUUUUGAACAACAACAACAAGGGGUUGAAGAAGAUGCACUCUCCCUUUGUGAUCUAUUACUCGAUGAUGAUGGUGAUGAAUCAGUAGAAACCCCAAAAGCCUCUCCUUCUUCUGACCCAGCAGACUUCUUUGAAUUCUGCGUCGACCCAAUCUGUGGGUAUCUCCCCAUGGACGUCGUUUUCUGCGGAAAGUCCAUACUUUGCUCAAAACCCAUCACGCUUCCAACCCCAGAGCCUCAAAUCAAGAACCCAUUUUUCUCCAGAUCCGAAUCUCUCAGAUUCUCACAGGCCUCUGCCUCUCCAGCUCGUUCGGAUCCAGUACCGGCAACCGGUAAAUGCCGGUCGCCGUCGAGCAAUUCGCGGAAGCACAAGGUGCUGAUAGGGUUGGUGAAGUACCAGCCGGAGAUGGACUUGAGUGAGAUAAGGAAGCGGCAGAGUCGGCGCGCUCCGGCGCCCAUGUUCCCGGUGAUAAACGGUGGGGAGCAAUCGGCUGUAGUCGGUGGAAAGAGGGGGUCCGGGAAAGGGCACUGGGGUCCGAGGAUGAUGAGGCAGCUGAGGUGUCCAUCCCACCUGUUGAGCGCGUUGGCCAAGGCGACUCUUGGGUGUGUGCCACGUGUCACUGUGUGAGAUUUAGGUCUUAUUUGGGCGGCUGAUAAUUAAAUUUGUUUAUUGGUUUUGGUUCCUAGCUUGAAGCUUCGUCAUGUACAUAACAAAUUUUAUCAAUCUACAUAUUUUUUGGGUUCUA